AUGGGAAGACUUAUCAAGAAUCAUUGGGCACGUCUAAUAGUCCUCACUGCCGCCAUCUAUCAAGUCGCAGCCGCCAUCGAGGGAUUCUUCUGGCCCAAGGUCUUCUGGGAUUUCCUCACCAAGAAUCUCGACGGAGCAGUUAAACCCAUUCCGAUACUACAAAUAAUAAACUUGCUCUUCGGUCUGUUUAUGCUAGCUUGGGAGUGGCCACUUGGAUUUUUAGUCGGCACUGCCUUUCACCGCAGCAUAGAGGCUCGACUCGUUGUCCUUCCUUUAACGGCCUUGGCAGCCGCGUUACUAUACCAAGCGACCAAUCCCGCCAUUUACUAUACAAUUGCGCUGGUGGUAUAUUUCUGGGCGUACAGCGAAGGAGAAGUAAUAGUCGGGGUAUGGAAACUUCCACCUCGACGAUCUACAUCGGGGAAAGUAUAG
This is a messenger RNA of Sclerotinia sclerotiorum 1980 UF-70, 432 nucleotides long. RefSeq lists its product as hypothetical. NCBI's taxonomy places the organism in Eukaryota, Fungi, Ascomycota, Leotiomycetes, Helotiales, Sclerotiniaceae. The transcript is spliced from 2 exons. The record is from RefSeq and is a predicted model, not a curated record. The coding region runs from base 1 to 432 and encodes 143 amino acids.